Messenger RNA from Corvus hawaiiensis (hawaiian crow), 5501 nucleotides. RefSeq names its product serine palmitoyltransferase long chain base subunit 2 (gene SPTLC2). The record is from RefSeq and is a predicted model, not a curated record. The transcript is spliced from 12 exons. The coding region runs from base 10 to 1659 and encodes 549 amino acids. Gene Ontology annotation, cellular component: serine palmitoyltransferase complex. Lineage: Eukaryota; Metazoa; Chordata; Aves; Passeriformes; Corvidae. Gene Ontology annotation, biological process: ceramide biosynthetic process; sphingosine biosynthetic process. Gene Ontology annotation, molecular function: serine C-palmitoyltransferase activity; pyridoxal phosphate binding.
GCCGGCGCGAUGGAGCGGCCCGAGCGGCCCCGCGCCAACGGCUGCGGCGGCGCCCACGGCGCGCUCCGCAACGGCUUCGUCCGCGGCCCGCCAGGCACCCAGAUAAAUCAUAUUGUGCACAAUGGAGGAUUAUACAAAAGGCCUUUCAAUGAAGCUUUUGAAGAAACACCAAUGCUGGUUGCUGUGCUGACCUAUGUAGGCUAUGGUGUUCUCACUCUCUUUGGAUAUCUGCGAGAUUUCAUGCGGCAGUGGAAGAUUGAGAAGUGUCAAAAUGCAACAGAAAGAGAAGAACAGAAGGACUUUGUCCCAUUGUACCAGGACUUUGAAAAUUUCUACAACAGAAACCUCUACAUGCGCAUUCGGGACAGCUGGAACCGUCCGAUCUGCAGUGUGCCAGGGGCCAAAGUGGACAUGAUGGAGAGAGUUUCCCAUGACUAUAACUGGACAUUCACGUACACAGGGAGAGUGAUAAAAGACAUUAUAAAUAUGGGUUCCUACAACUACCUUGGAUUUGCACAGAAGGCUGGGGCUUGCCAAGAAGCAGCUGCUAAAGUUCUGUCCCAGUAUGGAGCUGGGGUGUGCAGCACUAGGCAGGAGAUGGGAAACUUGGACAAGCAUGAGGAGCUGGAAAAGCUAGUUGCCAGGUUCCUAGGUGUGGAAUCUGCAAUGGCAUAUGGAAUGGGAUUUGCAACCAACUCUAUGAACAUUCCUGCUUUAGUUGGCAAGGGCUGUCUGAUUUUGAGUGAUGAACUGAAUCAUGCAUCACUAGUGCUUGGAGCAAGACUGUCAGGAGCAACGAUUCGAAUCUUUAAGCACAACAAUAUGCAAAGCCUGGAGAAGCUGCUCAAAGAUGCUAUUGUGCAUGGGCAACCUCGUACACGGAGGCCCUGGAAAAAAAUUCUUAUCUUGGUGGAAGGAAUAUACAGUAUGGAGGGAUCCAUAGUCCGUUUGCCUGAAGUGAUUGCCCUUAAGAAGAAGUACAAAUCCUAUCUGUACCUUGAUGAAGCUCAUAGUAUAGGUGCCCUGGGUCCCAGUGGCCGGGGUGUAGUGGAGUAUUUUGGACUCAGUCCUGAAGAUGUGGAUGUUAUGAUGGGAACAUUCACCAAAAGCUUUGGAGCUGCAGGAGGAUACAUUGGGGGCAAGAAGGAACUGAUUGAUUACCUCAGGACAUACUCUCACAGUGCUGCAUAUGCAACGUCAAUGUCACCUCCUGUUGUGGAGCAAAUCAUCACCUCCGUGAAGUGCAUUAUGGGUGAAGAUGGUACAACUAUUGGGAGAGCACGUGUGCAGCAGCUAGCAGAGAACACGAGAUAUUUCAGGAGACGACUGAAAGAGAUGGGCUUUAUCAUCUAUGGAAAUGAAGAUUCCCCUGUUGUGCCUCUGAUGCUGUACAUGCCAGCAAAAAUUGGUGCGUUUGGGCGUGAGAUGCUGAAGCGGAACAUCGGUGUUGUGGUUGUGGGCUUCCCUGCCACCCCCAUCAUCGAGUCCAGAGCCAGAUUCUGUUUGUCUGCAGCUCAUACCAAAGAGAUGCUUGAUACAGCUUUAAAAGAAAUCAAUGAAGUUGGGGACCUUUUGCAACUGAAAUAUUCCCGUCGCCGUUUGGUACCUCUCUUGGACCGGCCGUUUGACGAGACAACAUACGAAGAAACAGAAGACUGAACUCCCUCCAUGUGCCUCAGUGGGAGGGACACACCCCAUGGGACACUCCGUGGCACACAGGCCACAGCAUCCGUGAACAACACACUUAGGACUGCUUAGUAUAAAAGACAUUUCCUCACAAUACUGAAGUGGCCACAUCAGCUCCAAAUGGCAUUUUGUAAAUAGGGAGAGGAGAAAAAAAAUUCUUUGAUUCCCGUGUCUUCAGGGUCUGGCCCUAGAGGUGCUUGGCUUUAUUUUUCUCUUGUUGCUUUUUUUUUAUUUAUUUGUCUCAAUGAGUUCACAGCAACCCAAGUUGGCUGUGGCUGAUUAGUUCAGACUUUGUAUGCACCAUUAGCCUCCCAAAUGCUGGCUGAGAUGUUGUGAGCAUGUGUGAUGCUGGCAUGGCAGCAUUUUCAGUGUCACUGCUAGGUGUCUGAUCUUCCCAAUAAUGAAUGAGCUGACCUGUCUGUUUUUGGAGACUUCCUAGAGAAACUGUUGAUUGCUAACUUUGACAUAUUUAACAAGAUGGAUAAUCAACCAAAGUAGUUUUUUUCAUUUGCAGUUACUUAUGUUUAAAACUUGAAUUUAGCCUUUUUAAAAUAAAUGUGUUGUUGACAUGUUGCUGACAGGACCAUUGUUCCCAAACAUUAUUUAGUUUUGUAAGCCACAGGCAGAAGGACUUCUGGAACUGUAGCCUCUUUUCCUUCCCAGUAUGGAUACCAGAUUGUCUCCUGGUUUUGAUACUAAUUGUCCCCUUGAUAGAGGGUAAGUGAUGGAGAGGGGUUUGUUUUGUUUUGUUUUUAAUACUUCUGUUUAAAAAAAAGGAAAAAUACAGAUUGUGUUGCUUUCUCAUCCUCAGGUUAGUUUCUCUUGCUUUAGAAUUAUCAUAAAGUCAUGAACAAGUCACUGCUAAGUUCUAGGAGGGUGCUCUUGGGUGCGAGUAAACUAGAGCAAGUCUUGUGCUUAUUCUUAAGUCUGUGAAAGACUGCUGCCUUUUGCCAUGCUAACUCACUGUUUCUUGUCAUCCAUGAGGUGUUCUUCACUGGCCCUGUUACAUGUACGGACAACCUGAAUCUUGUAAUCAUACAUUACAUUUUGGCUAGCCAGCAAAGUCUCCAAUGGCAGCUGCAUGUCUGUAGGCCUUCCCUGAAGAGAGAAAAUGUCCUCACAAUUGCAUUUAGUUUGACAUCUUUAUUCUUUUGUACUUCUGUUACUGAUCAACACUGCUCAAAUGAGUGUUUAUUGAGCCAGUUGCUGUUUGGAGUCUUUAUUUGCAAGUUUCAUACUGUCCCUCUGUUUAAAAUAGAUGCCUUUGCUCUAACACACCUUAUGGUUGCUACUUAGUCUUUACAUCUUGAAUUCUUUCAGAGAACAGAAUGGAUCAACAAAAAGGUACCAAAAAUUUUAAAUAGGAGUCAAUUGCAGUAUAGUUUCUGUAUUUUCUACUUAGACAUACAUGAUUUCUGCAAAGAUAGUAAAAUGUUAACAUUGUGUCAAUUGGUUUGGGACAGCUCUUCAGUUUGGGUUAGCAAGAUGCUUUUUGCAGGUGACUGAGGUUUUAGAAACCGACUCAUCACCAUCAUCAUACUAAAGCAGAGGGCAGCUCAAAGCUCUUUGUGUGGUGCUGAAAAAAAAAAUCAUUCUUUUAAAGUUCUUUUAUGUUCACUCUGCAACUAACAAGGAAGGAGUGCUUUGGCCACUAGAACCAAGUAGUUCUGCAAAUACAUCUGGUGAUUUAAAGCAGAAUUGGCUUCUAUUUAAUAGAAUAUCUAACUUCAUGCAUUUAUAGAUCUUGUUCCAUUUUAAUGUAAUGGAACUUCAAAACACUGGUUCAUUCUUUUACCAUUGAAUUUCAGAAAUUUAAUUAUAUGAGAAGAACUGAAAUUGACUUUUUGAAAAUAGGUCCAAAUACCUAUUUCUGUCUUAGUCCAUUAAUGUUGGUUGGCUCCUCUUCUGGAGCUGUGUGUGUGCAGAGUUUGAGGAGUCUGUAUGUGCGGCUUGGAUAGCUUUGAAAUAGUCUCACAUGUUCAGCCACAGAGUGAACAAACCUCAGUUAGCUGAGCUUUCUCGCCUGUGUUCUGCCCAGGGCUAGCUCUAACAUUCCAGCAGAUGACCUGCUUUCUCACUUCAAGAAGCUUUACCUCAAAGAAUUAUUGAUUUUUUUUUCUCUCUGGAUUGUACUAGGGAACAAGAGGAAGUUAGUACAGGAAGCCCUGACUUCAGCCCUGAUCCUAUUAGCUUGAUCAUGGAAUGGUUUAAGAGCAGACAAAUCUGACCAAUUUAAAGGCUUGGGUCAGUAGGUAGCUGUUUUUAAGCAUUCACAAAUGUACAGUGUGUUUGUCUGCUGUGUAGUCAAGUCAGUUUGAAAACUGUGAUGUAUUAGGUUAGAAGUGGGUUAUCAUAGAUUCUACAAGUCUUGAAUCUUAACCUUGUCUCUGGGAAUCAGUUUUAGAGCAGCUUGUCUUUGGAAGGGAGAAAAGCAUCUGGAAAAAUCUUCAUAAUAUUGAUAAAUCCUGUGUAAUACUUCUGAAAUGGUCAGUGUUUAAGAAUUACUAGUGUCCAUUUGGUUUCUAGUUGCACUUGUUGAGGAAAUUGUGUUCAAGCUUCUGCCUUUUUGUAUCUUUCUGCUGUGUCACACUGUCUGCAUAUAACUUUGAAUUUUGGGUUGCAAAGACACUUCAGAAAUAACUCUGGCAGUUAACUUGGUUACAUUUCAGCCUUGUCAUAUCCUUUUUGGGAAGCAAAUUCCCCCACUUCUCUCUGAGGCCUUUUGUUUAAAAGAACCUGUUUUGCCAAAGUCUGGUAAAAAUAAUGAAACCUGUUGAAACUGCUUCUGAAAAAGUAAGAGUUAGAAGGCCAAGAUUUCAUGCUUUUAAUUCAGUAAUUCACUGAGCUUGAAAGCCAGGAAAACCUUUUUGCAUCUACUAAAAAAUCUCCAAUACUGGUUUGUGCUAGGCAAACCUACAGCAUGUAUGCUGUCACGGUAUGUCUAGGAUGGAUUGCUGCUUUGAUAUUUAUGUACUGACCAGAAAUCUGUCUCCUUUUUCUCCUGGCAGUAGAAAUGAAUGAAAGAACCAAUCUUGAGAGAUCACAAAGGAAGAAAAGCUGCUUAAGAAAUAAGACUUCAGUCCCUGCCAACUUUUCAGAGACAUUCUAAUUGAAAAUGACUCCUGGUAUUUCUUAAGAGAUGCAAAAUUCAAAAGAAAAUGAAGGCUGCUUUUGAACAAAGGAUUUUGCCCUGUACUGUAUAUUGGCUAAACUUACUCAUAAAUAUACAAUAGUUACCAUCUCAGUAGCUCUCUGAAGAACUUAGCAAGCAAGUUGUUGCCUCUGUUGAGCAGAGUGGAGAGUUUAGAACCAUUACUGUUUUUAAGGCUAAUGGCUAUAUUCUUUCACUCCUAAGAAAAUUGAGAAGCUCCUAUUACUGAGCAUCAGCAAAGAGUGGGAGAUGUGCUUCUUGUUAGAAAUGGGCCUUCCCAAGCAGACCUUUGUCUUAAGGAGCCUGAUGCAUAGUUUUCCUUUCAUUCUUUGGCAGAGAAGAAACUAAUUUUUUUGUGUCAAAAUAUUCAGGGCUUUCAUUUUUAUUUUUUACACAACACAAACUUUUGUAUAGUAUGUAUAUGGUAUAUUUAACUCUUUAGUUGCUGUAUCUUUUCCCUUCUAAGUAGCAUCCUUAAUGAAGAGUUCUGGUUCUUGAGUUACAGGUGUAGUAUGCUUCUGCUUUAGGCAAAGACUCAGGAGCAAGCUGACCAAACAUCUUUCUGUGAUGAAGUCAUUCAGUGAAGGAAUUGCAUUAUCCAUCCUCCUCUUGCUGUUUCCUCUAAGAGUGCAGAUGUGGUACUCACUAUCAGAGCUGCACCUUC